This is a messenger RNA of Fusarium sp. VM40, 1437 nucleotides long. The record is from the annotation of a GenBank genome assembly. Lineage: Eukaryota; Fungi; Ascomycota; Sordariomycetes; Hypocreales; Nectriaceae.
AUGCACAAACUUCAGGUCGGGGGUUUCUCCCUGCUUGAGAGUUUUCACCGAGGUGGUUUUCGCCGGUACAAAACAUUCAUCAUCACAAUCACUGCCUUUAUUUUGCUCUAUGUUACGUGGAUGUGCUCCAAUCUCGUGGUGGAAGCCUACGAAUCACGGUUAUCCUAUACCUCCGACUUCAACACUAGCGAUGAUCAAUCGGGCUUCUGGUGGGCACGAAAAGCCACAAACACUUUGAUUCAAUCUAUACCACCCAAGAUUUGGCAAAUACAUCUUCCUAAGAAUGGAUCGGACGAGAAAUAUGUUUUGGAUUCCAAAAAACUCGAAAUGACGGCGUCCUGGUUGGCCUUGAAUACAGAUUACACCUAUACAUUGGUUGGCAAAAAGGGAGGCGAUGAAUUUGUUCAGCGUCACUUCGCCAACGAACCGACCAUCGUGGAAGCAUAUCACAAAGCCCCUAACGUUGGAAUGAAGUCGGACCUCCUUCGGUAUCUUAUUCUUGAGGUCGAAGGUGGCAUCUACACCGACACCGACACCAUCGCUAUUAAGCCUAUUGACGAAUGGGUGCCAGAAGAGCUGCGAGGUCAAGUUGGCUUGAUAGUUGGCAUCGAGUUCGACCGACGGAACGGGGGAGGUUGGGCGGAUAUCCCUCACUGGCUUCAGUUUUGCCAGUGGACGAUUGCAGCCACUCCCGGACACCCUGUCUUCAAGAAGAUGACCAGACGUGCUAUCAGGUCAAUGGAGGACCUGUCACAUAAACACAACGUCUCGAUUGAGCAGCUCAAGCCAAGUAGCUUCGAGGUUAUGAACUCGACAGGCCCAGCAGCUUGGACUGACGUCGUCUUUGAGCACCUACAGGGACUUGAUUCUACCCUCAACACCACUAAGGAUCUAUCAUUUAUGACAGAACCGAAGCUCUAUGGCGACGUACUGGUUCUGACCAUUGAUGGGUUUGGCGACUUUUUGGCUUUCCUUCGUUCCGCGAGUAGUGAACCUCUUACGUCGUUUGCCCACACUGUUAGCGGAGCUGUAGUUAAUGCUAUUGGUAUUCCCAUCCAGUGGCAUUCCUCUGAUUUUGGGCCCACCACUACUGGAGCUAGGACUUCUGCAACCGGUAGCGCAACUAAAACGAUUUCUUCUUCAACCGGCACUUCUUCGAGUGAUUCCACGUCGAGUAAUGGGGGAUUAAGCAGUAGAUCCAAAGCAGGCAUCGUAAUUGGCGCUGGAGUUGCCGCUCUUGUAUUUGCCGCAUUAGGCUGGUUUGUGGCUCGAGAGAGGAGGGCUAAGCAGGCAAAUAAUGUCGCUGAAAUUGGGGGAGAAGAUGCUAAGGAGCCUCACAUACAGCAGCAACAGCACCCAUGGGAGCUUGAUAGUCACGACGCUAUGAUCCCGGCGGAGCUACCAUCGGAAAGUGUGAGUCAUGUGAGGUAUAAAUAA